CUGAUGUGAACUCUGGAGAAACAUUAUCUUCUGGUUCCUGUCAGAACCAUAGACUGUAUAUAAACAGGUCAGAACUGGAACUGAAUCUUUUCACAGAAACAUCCUGAUGAUGAAUCAGUGACACCUGAUCAGAUGUUUCUACGGUUCUUGAUGAUGCGCAGGUGAAAAAAGGCCUAGAGACUUGUUUUGUGUGUGUGUGUGAGUGUAUUGUCUAUUGUGUUUUGUGUGUGUGUGAGUGUAUACAAUGUGUGACCGCUCUGUGUUCAGGACUCUUCCUGGCCCCUCCCCCCUGCUGACGCAGCUGACUCUGGACUCUGUUUCCAUGAGAACAAAGCUGAAUGACCGACCACGGUUCCAGAACUCCAUCCUCCCAUAAAUCGCGGCUCUGAGCGGCUCUGCGCGGUUUGACACUGGGAUCCACUGAGCGUCAUGCCUCUGCCCCGACGCCGCUCAUCCUUCCUGGGACAACCGUCCUCCGACCGCCCGGCCGCCCCCUCCUGCGGGCGGAUCGGCUCAGCCGGCGCCGCUGCAGCCCGCGGGGUCUUCGUGGGCUCCGUCCCGCCAGUGGGCGGAGCCUCCAGCAUGGGGACGCGGGUCUCCCGACGGGCUCUGGGCAUCAGCAGCGUGUUCCUGCAGGGGAUGAGGAGCAGCGCGGCCCCGGUCCUGCCACGGGCCCGUGACCGGACGGCGGGUCACGGGGCGGCGGCCGGAAUGAACAGCUGUCUGAUGGAGUACAGAGACAAAGUGAGAGCUCUGGAACAACUGAACCAGCAACUGGAGGAACAGAUCCGACUGUGUCUGGACCGCAAGGCAUCCAGCGCCGGGGCCUGGGGACCGCUCCGCAGGGAGUGGGAGGACGUGUACCGACAGGUCAGUGAAGCCAUCCUGGACAACGCUCGUCUGAUGCUGCAGACGGAAAACGUCCAGGCCAACGCAGAGGACUUCAAGGAGAGGUAUGAGAACGAGCAGCCGUUCAGGAAGGCGGUGGAGGAGGAGAUCGGUUCUUUGUACAAAGUCAUCGACGACGCCAACCUGACGAAGGCCGAGCUGGAGGAGCAGAUGGAGAACAUGAGAGUGGAGCUGCGUCACCUGGAGCAGAACCACGAGCAGGACGUCCGAGUCCUCUACAGUCAGAUGGCGGGUCGCGAGGUGGACGAACCCGACGCUCCCAUAGAAACCAGUCUGGACCAGAUCCUGGCCUACAUCCGGAGCCACUGGGAGAAGGUGACAGAGAGGAACCGGGCCGAGACUGACAGCUACCAGCUGGAGUGUAAGGAGGCGCAGUGUGUGAGCAGCAGACUGAGUCCAGAGGAGGAGCAGGUGGAGGCGCUGAAGGUCGAGUGUCACGACACCGGCUGUAAGAUCCAGAGUCUGCAGGCGGAGACCGAGUCGAUCAGAGCGCUGAAACGAGGCCUGGAGAACUCGCUGGGCGACGCCCGUCACUGGCACGACAUGGAGCUGCAGAACUUGGGCUCGGUUGUGGCGAAGCUGCAGGCGGAGCUUGUGGACGUGCACGGAGAAAUCGAGCAGCAGCGUCGCGACUAUGACACGUUGCUUAGCAACAAGCAGCGUCUGGAGCAGGAGAUCGGGAUGUACCACGGAAUCCUGGAUGGGGAGGAGAGUCGCUACCAGCCAGGAGAGACGGCGUGUUCAGGCCUCCAAUCGGAGCCUGAGGGAGCCGCCCCUGAUCCAGACUCCAGGACCGACACGCCAGGUUCUCCAGGUGCUUCAGGUUCUCGCUCCCUGUGAGGACGUGAACAGAACCAAGGACUCGGACGCAUCAGCUGUUCGGUGAUGACAUCACAGCAGGUGUUUCGUGUUAUUGAUGAAUUGUUUUGAUAAUCUGCUGCUGAUAGAUCGAGACAAUAAAGGAGUUUGAAUCUGG
This is a messenger RNA of Scophthalmus maximus (turbot), 1885 nucleotides long. It is a transcript of the gene bfsp2, whose product is annotated as beaded filament structural protein 2, phakinin. Gene Ontology annotation, biological process: intermediate filament organization. Lineage: Eukaryota; Metazoa; Chordata; Actinopteri; Pleuronectiformes; Scophthalmidae. The record is from RefSeq and is a predicted model, not a curated record. The transcript has 7 exons. Gene Ontology annotation, molecular function: structural molecule activity. Gene Ontology annotation, cellular component: intermediate filament. Bases 430 to 1749 code for a protein of 439 amino acids.